AUGAUCCAGGACGACAUUCACAAACAACAGCGCCGUGAUUGGCCAGCCGUUCUAGACGUGAUCCCACGCGAGGAGGAAGGGGCGGUCCCCGAGCUUGUGGAGGUUGUGCAGCUGCCCUCUGCCAUUGUCUGCGGUGGCGUCUCGUUGGACCUCUACCCGAGGGGAAUCCAGGAGGAGUUCAUCACCCUACCGUGGGAAAUUGUUGAGGCAAAGAUCCAGAUCCCACUCCCGACAGAGGCCUCCGGCAUCGAGCCUGUGCAGGAAGCGAGAGAAACCUGUGACGACCUCCUGCAGUCCAUCUCGGCGAUUCUCUCCAAAGAGGACAGCCUCCGGAGGAUUGGUGGCGUGGAGAUCGAGGACGACGGCGCGUAUCGGAACGUCACGCUGCCCAUCGCCAUCUUUCUGAGCAAGGAGAGCUCCUGUCGGGACAUUAUCGAG
Messenger RNA from Symbiodinium necroappetens, 438 nucleotides. The record is from the annotation of a GenBank genome assembly. NCBI's taxonomy places the organism in Eukaryota, Dinophyceae, Suessiales, Symbiodiniaceae.